CAAAUCCAACAGUUCUCAUGGAAACACGGCCUCCGCCCUCCCUGGACAAGUUUGCAGCGCCGAUGCAGUGGCACCCUCCUGGCCAGGCGAACCCCACGUGUACCCGCCGUAUCCCGGGCUGGAACAACCUCGAGGUCCUCCAUCGGAACACCUUGCCGCCGUGAGCCCACUUCUUUUUGUACCAGAACCCCGACGAUGCCCCCUCAUGCGAAUUUCUCGCCCCGACAGUCAUCUCCUCGCCGGACAAUGGGUGCUCCAUCUUUCAAGUCGUCACUGAUUGGUCCCACCGACUUCUACCAGCACAAAACCAAUGACCUGGCAUCGAGCCUGGCCUGCCGUUGGCAGGCAAUCGGAAUGCCCUGCAUGUGGCAGCUUCAAGGCCACAACGAGGGCCCCUGAUACAUCAAUCUCAACUUCCCUUCCCACCCCGCAUCCAUAUCGACGACAACCAAUGCUGCCGCUACGUGAUGUCUUUCCAUCUGCUUUCCCUAAGAUGUUGGCCACCAAGAAUAGUUCGCUUUUGACGGCGCCGAUUCGGCAUUCACUCCAUGGAUCAUCUCCUGAGGUUGUGUACUCCCAGACUUCAUCACUCUCGACUAUGUGGAGUGCUGCUGAUGGUGUCCAACACAGUUCGCACGGGGCUACGCACUCUGGUGGCGCGAUGAUCCCCAAGUGUCAGUGUCUUCCAUCCCUACCGUAUCCUCACACAGCUCAGGCAUCAUACCUCAUUCCGAGCCUCACUUGCAUAUCCCCCUGCCUUCAUCGCGGCAGACUCGCAUCUGGAUCUCCAGUUCGUCUUUCUGCCGGGCGGCCAUCCAGGGUCCUCGGGUGUACACUGUUGCAACGGGCCAGAUCCAGUCGAGGAAGCCGCCAACCCUACAACUUUUCUGAGGGGCAUUGCUAGGCCAUACACGGCAACACACGGGUGCACACAAUUGACGCGGCCAUGAACAUCGCCAGCCGCACAGAUCAUGCUGGAAGUCCGACCUUAAACUUGGCGCUCUUAUGAG
Messenger RNA from Parathielavia appendiculata, 1010 nucleotides. RefSeq lists its product as uncharacterized. The transcript has a single exon. The record is from RefSeq and is a predicted model, not a curated record. The coding region runs from base 311 to 904 and encodes 197 amino acids. NCBI's taxonomy places the organism in Eukaryota, Fungi, Ascomycota, Sordariomycetes, Sordariales, Chaetomiaceae.